UUUGGGAAGUUGGGGGGCCGGCGAGGGUCGUUGAGGACAAGAACUACAAUUCCCAGGAAGCCUUGCGGCCCCCGAGCCCAUGCCCAUGUCCUGGCAUGCCACCGUGUUUCUGGAGAAGGCGAUUUCCGGGGGGUGGGGGGAGCCAGAUUCCAAAGGGAGACACCCCUUUCCUUUCCCAGGGACGCCCUUUGUACAAAUCUUGACGACAGGAUCACCCAUCCCUGGUCCUACCCGGGGCAAAAGUUGCCUUUCCUUUGUUUAAUUCAGCUUCCCUGCCCCGGGGGUCUCAGCGCUUUUCCUGCGGGGGCCUCCUGCCCUCCUGUCGGUCAUCUCAAGCCUUUUGCAAACGGGAGCUCAGACCAGAAGGAUUGCAAACGAGAGCUCGGUAAAGGCUAAGAAUAUCAUCCAAGGAAGUUCAUGAGAAUUAGAAUAUCAAUUACAUUGAUUACAACAGUGCUUCUUCUAUCGUAGUGGAAGAAUGAACAUGUCAAUAAAAAACCCGAGCUGAAGUCGAAAGAAAAGAUUCAUUUGAACAAACUUGCACAAACUUUGUUUCAUUUCUCAAAAAAAAAAAAGAGAGAGAGAGAGAGAGAGAGAGAGAAAGAGGGAGAGAGAGAGAAAGAGGGAAAGAAGGAAGGUAGGAAAGAAAGGAAGGAAGGAAAGAAAGAGGAAAGAAAAGAAAAGAAAGUUAAAUUAAGAAUUGCAUGUCAAGUGACAAAUAUAACAAGAUUUUUGCCAUUGAGAGAUAAUCUGCAAAUUUAUCAAAAUACCUUCCAGAGGAAAAAUUGUUCCACUAUGCAGCACAUAUGCCAGCAUCUCUGUUCAAAGAAUUGUCUGUCUUGAAAAGUGAGCCAUUAAGUCUUCCUUUACUCUGAGUUCAAGGUCAAAUUUCAAAAAUUUAUAAAAGGCCGGACUGUGCAUUCUUCAAACACGAUGAAAAGGAUAUUGAGGAAAUGUUAAUCAGGCUUGCUCAGGGGGAAAAAAUAAGCCUCAUCGUUACACUUUUCUUCCCAGGAAGUUGAUUUCUAUGCAUGGCCCUGGAGAGAAAAGGGUACCACCAGUUGAUGGAACCAACCGGUUAAUUCGGUUCCAAACAACACACAGCAAACAGGAGUUUUCUUAGGAGAUGCCCAAAACUCAGGUGCAGAUGGCAUCAGAAGAGAGAGACGCUUGGGAAGCUGCAGGAAAUCCAAAGAUGGUUAAAAAUUCCUGGGGAAUUCAGAAUAAAAAGGAAAUAGAGAUGAGUCCAGAAUGGAAUCUCUCUAUGGAAGAAGACCUGGCUCUACAUUUGGAAAGUCUCAGUGGGAAAAAAUCCCUGGACACAACCGAGCAAAAACACUCACCAAAGAGAUAUUCCAAUUUUCCUCUGGAAUUUCAACCAGAGGAGGAAGCAGAGAAUAUUGAAAUACAUGCCAGUUGCUUAGCGGGUGGGUCCCAAAUCAGCAUCAAAGAGGAAGGCUUAGAGCACCCUGAAUAUGAGUGGGCGCUGUGCCAAAACCCUGUCCCGUUUCUGUCUCAAAGGAUCAAAAAGGAAGCCAAUGCAAAUCCUCCCCUGGAUUCAGAAUGUGGGGAAAACGUUGAUCCACCUUCAAUUUUCCUCCAAAGGUGCCCUACCUCCGUGUUUGUAAAACAGGACGGGGGCUUUGCCAAAUCCCAGAAAAAUAUCCCCACCAUCCUGGAGGAGCCGAAAGCGGAGAAAACUUUCCCCUGCCCUGUUUGCAACAAGGAAUUCAAUCAGAAGUCCAAUCUCACCCGGCACCAUAAAAUCCACACUAUGGAAGGUUCGUAUAAGUGUGCCAAGUGCGGGGAAAGCUUUCGCAUGAACCGGCAACUCCUCCGACACCAACGGAUGCAUCUGAGCGACCCGUUCAAAUGCACCGAGUGUGGGAAGAGCUUCAGCCGGAGAUCCAAUUUAAUCCGGCACCAAAGAAUCCACACACGGGAAGCGCCGUACCAAUGUCCCGAGUGUGAGAAAACCUUCAACCAGAAGACCAAUCUUUUCCGACACCGGAUGAUUCACCUCCAGAUGGGACCUUGCAACUGUACCAAAUGUGGGAAACUUUUCACGCAAAGAAAAUACCUGGUCAAGCACCAAAAGUUGCACUUGAGUGAGGGAGACCAGAAAUGUUUCAUUUGCGGGAAGCAAUUCCGUUUGAAGAAAUACCUCCGGCGACAUCAGAAAAUCCACAGUCGCGAGACACCGAAUAUUCACCUAACUCAGAUGGAGUGACAAGGCAGGUUUGGCAAGAAGAACUGGAGUUACAGGCCGGUGGAAAGCUCAGAAUGGCAGGAAGGGACGUCCUCGCUGAACGGCUGUCUCUUUUAGUGACCCUUCGUAGUUAACGACGGGGAAAAUGAAACAGUAACUUUGUUUGAGACCAGUCUUCCAUUCAUGACCUUUAUACAGGUUUGUAAAUCAAAGGAAAGCGGAAAGGAAGAUCGUAAGCACAGUCGUGAUUUUACGUGGCAGUUGUUUCACGUAGCAACCGGCAAAUUAUGGUCGCUAAAUGAGGACUGCCUGUAAACAUGUCUGGAGAUGCACAUUUGAAAAACAAAUCAUAGGAUCCUGCUUUUUGCAGUCUUCAGGGGCUUAAAGCAGCGUGUUUUGCUGUGUGUGUAUGUGUGCUAAUUCAUAGGACUAAUUUUGUGUGUGUUCUCCAGGUACACAAAAGGUAGCGCUAGGAGGAAUAGAACCUGUGUCAUUGUGAAUUUCUGUCCUCGUGGAGGGAGAUACAGAGGGCACCAACUUUCUAGUUGCCAAGAUACUUUCAGAAGAAAUGGGAGUUAGAAAUUAGUUCCUAACUAGUUUCAUUUCUGUAGUUUAUACAUGUUGACCGCUUCAUUCUCCCAAGUAAUUUACCACCUCCACCUAACAAAAAUUGUGCAAAAAAAAUAAGAGAGGUUAUAUAAAUUUGCUGGAUUUGUGUAAGAUGCACAAAAGGAAUGUUUUGGGUGGAAAGACACACAAGCAUAUAUAAUUUCGGUUAAGAGUCUCAGCUCAGUGACCCUGUUAUUUAAGAGGUAAGAUGGUUCCUACUACCUGUCAUUUCUAGCCAAUAUGUCAGGUCUUGUGGGAUGAUCUGAUUCUACUUUAUCGAAAAGUACAUUGACAGAAUCUUGUGAGUAUGAAAGUGCAAAUCUCCCGCUGUCUUUUUUUGGGUCCCUUUUGGGCCUCUUUCUCUUCUGUGCAUUAUGCAGCUGUGUGGCCUCUUUAUCUGGCUGUUUUCUUGGCAGUGUUUCUUUGCCCAAUCCCUAUAUCAGUGUUUCUCAACCUUGGCCACUGGACGAUGUGUGGACUUCAACUCCCAGAAUUCCCCAGCCAGCUCUGCUGGCUGGGGAAUUCUGGGAGUUGAAGUCCACACAUCGUCCAGCGGCCAAAGUUGGGAAACACUGCCCUAUAUCCCUAUCAUGUAACAUGGCUAAUGGUCAAAGAUGAGGGGAUUUUAAAACAUCUGGUCCUCAGGACAUUUUUGCAGGGGCCUGGAUAAAACUUGAUUUCAGUUCUGCUUCCUGAAUCAUGCAACUCCCGUUUGCAAUUACAGGUAGUCCACGGUUCAUUUAGGGACCGUUCAAAGCUACAAUGGUGUUGAAAAAAAGUGACCAACGGACCAUUUUUCACGCUUAUAUGGCCAUUGCAGCAUCCCCGUGAUCACGGGAUCAAAAUGCAGAUGCUUGGCAACUGACUCAUAUUUAUGACGGUUGCGGUGUCGCUGAGGUCAUGCGAUCCCCUUUUCCGACCUCCUGACAAGCAGAACCAAUGGGGAAGCCAGAUUCACUUAACAACUGUGUGACUAACUGAACAACUCGAGUGGUUCAUUUCACAGCUGUGGCAAGGAAGGUCGUAAAACGGGGCACAACAAAUGCCUCGCUUAGCAACAGAAAUUUUGGGCUCAGUCGUGGUCGUAAGUCGAGGGCUACCGUAUCAAAAUGAAGCAGGAAGUUGUGACUAGAUGUUUUAGAACCAGGAUGCGCCAAGAUCGGGGUGGAUUCUACUUACGUUUACUACCGGUUCGCAACGGGAUCGCGUACAUGCGAUUGCUUUGCUCGCGCAAGUGUCUUGCUUCUCUGCAUGUGCAGAAGCUUCUGCACAUGCGCAGAUCGCUGAUGACGACAUCCGGGGUGGUGGGCAGGGCCUUCCACCGGUUUUACUACCGGUUCUUGUGAACCGGUCCGAACCAGGGGCAACCCACCACCAGUCAGGAUCUACCCUCUCUCAAAAGCUCCCUCCGGCCCUGUCAAUCUAAGAGGAAAUCAGUGGUCAGUGUAGGUCGGUAAUGUCAAACUCAAGACCUGGGGGCCAGAUCUGGCCUGUGGGGUGUUUAGAUCGGGCCAGCGGGGCCACCUUGGAAACAGCGAAGGACCGGCGAACUGGUAGCUCUGACGAUCAUCUGGGAGCGAACCGGUUCGCUCCAAAUAUCAGGUUGGCCCACCCACCCGGCCCUGCGCUUUAUUUACCUUUAUCUUCUCAGCUAAUUGGCGCAGCAAAGCGAAUUGCCAUGCUUCAGCUGUGUUAGUAUUUGUGCACGCAUCCCUGGUGUAGGUUAAUAAGGACUGUUCAAGCAUAGCGUGAAGACUAGUCAAAAAACAACCUCAGGAAUUUAGUCUACAUUUGGUGAUGGAGGGAACAGAUAAUAAUUAUGCUCUCGAAGAUAUAAUACAGACCAGUCCUCAAUUUACAACCAUUUGCUUAGCGAACGUUCGAACUUACAACCUACCCAGAACCAGGGUUCGGUUCUGAAGUUCCUCAUGGUUUCCCCCUUCCAUAGGAUCUCACUUCAGGUGCUUGGCAGCACAGCCACAUGGAUGGUCCUUACCUGUGUCCCGCAGACACACGGACGUCUUUUGCAGCGGCUAUGCCGAAACCUGGAAGUUCCUUCCAGUUUUCGGCAACACUGUGCCCAUAGCAAACCGUGGUUUAAUCAGGGGUCCCCAACUCGUAGUCCGUAAACUGGCAUGGGUCCACGCCACAGCAUGUUAGAAACCGGGCUGUGAAAACAAGCGAAGCCCCAUCCAUGGGAGUCCUCGAGUUACGAUCACAAUUUAGCCUGGGAUUUCUGUUGCUAAGCACAACGAUUGUUCAGCGCGUUGUGCCCCCCAUUUUACAACCCUAAGCAAAUCACUGCAAUUGGUAAGUGAAACGUGGUUGUUAAGCGAAUCUGGCUCCCUCAUUGCUUGUCAGAAGCCAGCCUCGAAGGUCACAAAAAUAGGAUCACGUGGCCUCCAGGUCACCACAACCGUCAGAAUUACAAGUCAGUUGCCAAGGGUCCAAAUUUUGAUCACGUGACCAUGGGGAUGCUGCAGUGGUCUUAAGUGUGAAAAACGGUCAUAAGUCGCUUUUUCCAGUGCUGUUGAAACUUCAAACAGUCACUAAAUAAACUGAUGUAAGUUGAGGACUAUCUGUCCGCACAUCCACAAGGUGAGAGGGGACAUAUUAGGAAAUCUCAAUGUGCCCGUUUCCUUUGAAAGAAAAAUUUUAUAUUUGUAUGAAAAGCCUUGAAAAUGUAGAGACCUUUUAUGCCAAAACUCUUACAUCCUCCUUUUAAGCACAACCCAAAAAAACAGGUUGAAAAUGGGCUUGUCCAUUCUCUACUUAGGAUUCUGUGACUUGAUACACCCACUCAUGUAGCUUUUCUGGCACGUUUUUCCUGUUUAGCCUACAAGCUUGGGAUUUUCUGGGGUUGCCGUCCAAAUAUUGGGCAGAGCAUGAGUUGAACAAUUCAAUAAAUAAAGUGAAUUAUCA
Messenger RNA from Pantherophis guttatus, 5740 nucleotides. RefSeq lists its product as uncharacterized. Lineage: Eukaryota; Metazoa; Chordata; Lepidosauria; Squamata; Colubridae. The record is from RefSeq and is a predicted model, not a curated record. Gene Ontology annotation, biological process: regulation of transcription by RNA polymerase II. Gene Ontology annotation, molecular function: RNA polymerase II cis-regulatory region sequence-specific DNA binding; DNA-binding transcription factor activity, RNA polymerase II-specific.